AUGCGGCCAGAAAUCAGCUCGUACAUUAAGAAGCACAUAUGUAUCUUUGGAGCAGUUCCUCCCUACACGUGUAGGGACUUAUCGAGGUGGGGCAAGGCGAGUAUUGGAUGGAUUUCUCUUUUCCCCGCAGCUGUUUCGGACGAUGAGUUCUAUGACGGAUCCUCCACAGAGAGCGCCCUGAUGAGUGAAGAUUCUGGGCCGGAUGAUGAGGACAGCACGGACCAGUCUGAGGAUGAAGAUGAUGAUAGCAAUGCUGUCGUACGAUGUGUUUGUGAAAUGGAUGAAGAAAACGGGUUUAUGAUUCAGUGUGAAGAGUGCCUCUGUUGGCAGCAUGGCGUCUGCCUGGGGCUACUGGAGGACAAUGUCCCAGACCAGUACGUGUGCUACAUCUGCCGUGAUCCACCAGGUGAGAGCUGGAGUGCCAAGUAUUGUUACGACAAAGACUGGUUGAGGAACGGACAUCUGUACGGCCUGUCCUUCCUCAGUGAGAAUUAUUCACAGCAGAACGCAAAGAAAAUUGUGUCGACACACCAGCUGCUGGCUGACGUUUACAGCAUGGCUGACGUGCUUCAUGGACUACAAAUGAAGAUCAAUAUCCUGCAGAGCAGGAAGCACCCUGACCUGCAGCUGUGGGCUCAGCCCUGCAUCAAGUCGACACGAGAGGCAGGUGUUGGUGGCCAGGUGAGGGCGUGGCGAGAUGGCCACGGGACGGUGCUGGCUGACAAGGCGUGUCACGGGCAGAGUGGGAGGUGGAGAGGCCGCAGAGAGGCAGCC
Messenger RNA from Amblyraja radiata (thorny skate), 774 nucleotides. Its product is annotated as PHD finger protein 20-like protein 1. NCBI's taxonomy places the organism in Eukaryota, Metazoa, Chordata, Chondrichthyes, Rajiformes, Rajidae. The transcript has 5 exons. Gene Ontology annotation, biological process: regulation of transcription by RNA polymerase II. The annotation marks the transcript as partial. Gene Ontology annotation, cellular component: NSL complex. The record is from RefSeq and is a predicted model, not a curated record.